Messenger RNA from Cololabis saira (Pacific saury), 6990 nucleotides. It is a transcript of the gene robo1, whose product is annotated as roundabout, axon guidance receptor, homolog 1 (Drosophila). NCBI's taxonomy places the organism in Eukaryota, Metazoa, Chordata, Actinopteri, Beloniformes, Belonidae. Gene Ontology annotation, molecular function: protein binding; axon guidance receptor activity. The coding region runs from base 809 to 5764 and encodes 1651 amino acids. The record is from RefSeq and is a predicted model, not a curated record. Gene Ontology annotation, cellular component: axon; plasma membrane. Gene Ontology annotation, biological process: cell-cell adhesion; axon guidance; axon midline choice point recognition. The transcript is spliced from 29 exons.
GGGGGUAGAAAGGCGCAUACCAAUUGACGAAGCAUUCCGCUUUCUUUGAAUGAAAUGCUGUGAAUAUGACUCCGGGUUCCCCCCACCUCCACCUCCACCUCCACCGCCACCGCCUCCCUCUCUGAGCGUCCGUGUCUGCGACUAUCAGCCGGAGCAGCCGCACGGGACAAACUGGGGGGAAAAGUGAUGGGAAAGUUGCGCUGAUCUUGUGUCCGGUUCUGGCGGAUGAGAAGAGGACUGGACGAAAGUUUUUCGACCUCAAGUGACCGAUUCAAAAACUGGACUGAAAUGAUGUGACUCUGGACCUGCAGCUGCCGCUCGGGUUGUUUGUUUUGCGCACUUUGGACGUGCGGUGGAUUUAUCAGGCUUGUUUUGUCUUCUUUUUUUUUUCUGAAUAUAUAUAUUUUGCGCCAGUUGAGUGGGAUCGCGGCGGGAUGAACCCAAAGAAAGGAUAGAGCUCUGUUACUCCUGCAGAGUUUUAACACAUGCUAUCAUUCACUUUGGCCCCAACUACGCGAACGGGACAUGUGUUGAAUUUUUUACUCUCCUUGGAACUCUUCCUCUACUGUUUUUCCUUUUUUUUUUAUUCCCUCUUCUCAUCCAUUUUACUGUAAGAGGCGAAGGCAAGCUCGUUUUGAGCUGUUUGGAUUGUUACAUUUUACACUUUCAUGACCCCCUCCAGCCAACAUCUGCAUGUUUCCAAAACUCUGGAGUCUGAGACUUUGAUUGUCAUGAAGGAGUGUAUGCCUAAACAGCUUUCUGAAUAAUUUGGAUUAAACGAGAAUAUUUCUUACAAGAGAGACGUUGAAUGAUGUCUCCAACUCCAAUUGGAUUUUUAUUUCUGUUAGGAAGUCUCCAUGUGUGCUCAGGAUCUCGUCUGCGCCAAGAGGACACCCCACCCAGGAUUGUAGAGCACCCAUCGGACCUGAUAGUUUCCAAAGGGGAGCCCGCCACUCUCAACUGCAAAGCGGAAGGGCGGCCAACCCCGACUGUGGAGUGGUACAAGGAUGGAGAACGGGUGGAAACGGACAAGGACAAUCCCCGCUCUCAGCGUAUGCUGCUACCCAGCGGCUCCCUCUUCUUCCUCCGCAUUGUCCACGGACGGCGGAGCAAACCCGAUGAAGGAUCCUACGUCUGUGUCGCUCGCAACUACCUGGGAGAGGCAGUGAGCCACAAUGCCUCGCUGGAAGUAGCCCUUCUUCGUGACGACUUCAGACAAAACCCUGCAGAUGUGAUCGUGGCAGCUGGAGAGCCCGCAGUCCUGGAGUGCCAGCCUCCUCGCGGACACCCCGAACCCACCAUAUCCUGGAAAAAAGAUGGCAUCAAUAUUGAUGACAGAGAUGAAAGGAUCACUAGACGCGGAGGGAAGCUGAUGAUCACAAAUGCCCGCAAAAGCGACGCUGGGAAGUACGUCUGUGUCGGCACGAAUAUGGUUGGAGAACGUGAAAGUGAAAUAGCUGAACUGACAGUGCUGGAACGUCCCAGCUUCGUGCGUCGCCCCGGCAGCCAGGUGAUGUUAGUGGACCAAAGCGUGGAGUACAGAUGUGAAGCCCGAGGUGACCCAGUUCCCACCGUACGCUGGAGGAAAGAUGACGGUGAACUGCCCAAAGGAAGAUAUGAGAUCCGCGAGGACCACACCCUGAAGAUCCGUCGCCUGAUCUCGGCGGACGUAGGCUCCUACACCUGCGUGGCCGAAAACAUGGUGGGCAAAGCGGAGGCAUCGGCCACGCUCACCGUCCACGUGCCCCCUGCGUUUGCGGUUAGACCAAGAAACCAGGUGGUUGGAGUUGGCAGGACCGUCACCUUCCAGUGCGAGGCCACUGGAAACCCACAACCAGCCAUUUUCUGGCAACGGGAAGGCAGUCAGAACCUGCUGUUCUCCUCCCAACCGCCUCAACCCUCCAGCCGGUUCUCCGUGUCUCAGACCGGAGACCUGACCAUCACCGAUGCCGAGCGCUCAGACGUGGGAUACUACAGCUGCCAGGCCCUCAACAUCGCUGGAAGCGUGAUCACCAAAGCUCUGCUAGAGGUCACUGACGUCGUUUCGGACCGCCCGCCACCGGUAAUACGACAGGGUCCGACCAAUCAGACGGUGGCUGUGGACGGUACUGUGGUGCUGAACUGUGUGACAUCUGGUAACCCCACCCCCACCAUCCUGUGGAGGAAGGACGGUGUGUUGGUCUCCACACACGACUCCAGGGUCAAACUGUUGGACACAGGUGCACUGCAGAUACGCUACGCAAAGCUUAGUGAUACGGGCAUAUACACCUGCAUAGCCUCCACACCGAGUGGAGAGGCCUCGUGGAAAGCCUUUCUGGAAGUCCAAGAAUUUGGAAACCCAGUUCAACCAAACAGGCCUACCGACCCAAACCUGAUCCCCAGUGCUCCCUCCAAGCCCGAGGUUACGGACGUCACCCGCACCGCCGUCACUCUCUCAUGGAAGCCCAACCUCAACGCUGGAGCCACACCCACCUCCUACAUCAUCGAGGCCUUCAGUCACGCAUCGGGGAGCAGCUGGCAGACCUUGGCAGAGCAUGUGAAAACAGAGUCAUUCGUGCUGAAGGGCCUGAGGCCCAGUGCAGUCUACCUCUUCCUGGUGCGAGCAGCUAAUGCCUACGGGCUGAGUGAUCCCAGUCCCAUCACUGAUGCUGUGAAAAUACAAGAUGUCCCUCCCACCAGUCAGGGUGUGGACCAUCGUCAGAUCCAAAGGGAGUUGGGAGACGUGGUCGUCCACCUGCAUAACCCCACCAUCCUUUCCUCCUCGUCUGUUCGGGUGCAGUGGACGGCGGAGCAGCAGUCCCCGUACAUCCAGGGCUACAAGGUGAUGUACAGGCCCUCCCCAGAGGGACACCAGAGGAGCGAGUGGGCUGUGUUUGAGGUGCGGACCCCCGGGGAGGACAGCGCCCUCGUCACGCAGCUUCGGAAGGGCGUCACCUACGAAUUCAAAGUCCGCCCCUUCUUCAACGAGUUCCAGGGAGCAGACAGCGACGUCAAAAUCGGAAAGACGCUGGAGGAAGCCCCCAGUGCCCCUCCUCGGAAGGUCUCAGUGACAGAGAGUGGAGACAAUGGGACUGCCAUCGUCGUCUCCUGGCAACCCCCUCCAGAGGAGCAGCAGAACGGGGUGGUCCAAGAGUACAAGGUUUGGUGCCUGGGUAAUGAGAGCAGGUACCACAUCAACCGAACAGUUGAUGGCUCGACCCUAUCCGUGCUGAUUCCCAGCCUGGCCCCCGGGAUCCGCUACAGCGUGGAGGUAGCAGCCAGCACAGGAGCAGGGCCCGGAGUCAAGAGCGACAUCACCUUCUUCCAGCUUGAUUCGUCUGGACGAAUGACAGACUCCCCGGACGGAGAAAACCCACUGUCCCAGCAGAUCUCCGACGUAGUAAAGCAGCCGGCCUUCAUCGCCGGCAUCGGCGCUGCUUGCUGGAUCAUCCUCAUGGUCUUCAGUAUCUGGUUGUAUCGGCACCGGAAGAAAAGGAACGGCCUGUCCAGCAGCUAUGCAGGUAUACGCAAAGUGCCAUCUUUCACUUUCACCCCAACAGUUGCUUAUCAGAGAGGUGGGGAAGGCGUCAGCAGUGCUGGAAGGCCCGGUUUGCUAAACAUCGGAGAAUCUGCCACUCAGCCCUGGCUCGCCGACACGUGGCCCAACUCCUGCUCCAACCACAACGACUGCAGCAUCAACUGCUGCACUGCAGGCAACGGAAACAGCGACAGCAACUUGGCAACGUACAGCCGCCCAGCCGACUGUAUCGCCAAUUAUAACAACCAGAUGGAAAACAAACAGACCAACCUCAUGGUUCCCGAGUCGGGAGUUUAUGGAGAUGUAGACCUGUCCAACAAGAUCAAUGAGAUGAAGACCUUCAACAGCCCGAACCUUAAAGACGGCCGCUUUGUAGGUCCGGGGGGCCAGCCCACGCCUUACGCCACCACCCAGCUCAUCCAGUCCUCCAUCAUGGGCAACAACAUAAACUCAGAGCGAGGGACCGGAGGGAGUGGCGGCGGACUUGGGGGUGGAGGGGAAGUGAAUGAGAAACACUGCUGGAAGCCCACCUCGGUGCAGCAGCAGAAACAAGAACUGAGCUCCCAGCUGCAGUACAACAUCAUGGAGCAAAACAAGCUAAACAAGGACCGCUACAGAGGAGGGGACAGUCCCAUGCCGGCCACCAUCCCCUACAACCAGACUCACGACAGCCACACCGGGGGCUCGUACAACAGCUCUGACCGAGGCAGCAGCAGCACCUCUGGUAGUCAGGGUCAUAAGAAAGGAACACGCACCCCCAAAUUACCCAAACAAAGCACAAUGAAUUGGGCUGACCUUCUGCCCCCUCCUCCGGCAAACCCACCCCCAAGUCGAAGCACAGAGGAGUACUCUCUAUCGAUGGAAGACAGCUGUGAUCCAGACAUGCAGUGCUCCAUGCCUCCCUCUCACAUGUACCUGCAGCCUGAUGAGCUGGAGGAGGAAGAGGAGAUGGAGAGGGGGCCCACUCCUCCUGUCCGCGGGGCAGCCUCUUCCCCUGCUGCAGUAUCCUACAGUCACCAGUCCACAGCUACACUUACCCCUUCACCCCAGGAGGAGAUGCAGCCGAUGCUGCAGGAUCCAUCAAACAGCCAUGAACGGAGACGCCAUCCUAUGAGCCCCCCACCCCCUCCAAGACCCAUCUCCCCCUCACACACAUAUGGGUACAUCAGCAGCCCACUAGCCUUGGACACUGACGGUAUGGAGGAGGAGGAUAUACUAGAGGAGGAGGAGGACGGUGAUGACACAGAUGCAGAAGUGGCCAAGAUGCACUACCACCACACCCAUCCCCACACACACCCUCACCACCCCCAGAUGCAUGCACGAAGGCUGCUGCUACGAGGGCUUGAACAGACGCCUGCCUCCAGCAUGGGGGACUUGGAGAGCUCAGUUACUGGCUCCAUGAUCAACGGAUGGGGCUCGGCCUCCGAGGAGGACAAUGUUUCUUCAGGGAGGUCCAGCGCAGUCAGCUCAUCGGAUGGAUCCUUCUUCACAGAUGCCGACUUUGCCCAAGCCGUCGCCGCCGCUGCAGAGUAUUCAGGCCUCAGAGUGGCAAAAUACCCCAACUCACAGGGCCAGGAAGUGGGAGGAGCUUCAGCACGAAAAUACCAAAUAAACCAGUCGGGUCACCGUCCAAGCAGCCCGGUGUCUACAGACAGUAAUAUGAGUAUGGCAGCUAUACACAGGAGGCCUCCGAAAAAGCUAAAACAGCACCCUGCAGCAGCUCACCCGGGAAACCAGCGACGUGAAGCCUUCAGCGAAGAUCUCCCUCCACCACCCAUUCCACCCCCAGCAGUGCUCAAGUCUCCCACACAUCCCUCCAAGACAGCUUUAGAGGGUCGGGGAGUCAUUUCUCCCAAGGCAGCGGAAGGUCGAGACAAGCGAGGAGGAGGAAUGGGCGGCUAUCGGCCCCAGGAGGCCUCAGAUGCCAGAACCAGCUCAUCUGAACGCAGAGACGCCCAGGAGAGACAAAAGACUGCCCCGGCAGUGAAAGGGAGUAAACAUGAGAAUAGCAGUGCCAACAAGCCACGUCAGCACCCAGGCUCAGAGGACAUUCUGCCCUACAGCCGACCACAGUUCCCCACAGUCAACAGCACCCGCGACCCAAGCUCCUCCAGUUCCAUGUCCUCCAAGGGUUCAGGGGGCCGGCGGAGAGGGGAAGGAGGCCGCAGGAACCCUGCAGACAUGGGCCUUAACAGCUCUGCAGCCUUCCAACCAGAAGAUGACGAACUAGAGAUGGCAGAAAGCUGAAGAAGAAGGGAAGAAAACGAGGAACUGUUUAGAUUUUUUCAAGAGUGGAGCACCACCUCUUACAAUUUAAAAAAAAAAAAAGAACAAAAAAAAAGAAAUCUCAGUAUUUCUCUAUGUUGGCUGCCAUCAUACUGUACAUCAGUAAUGUUUCUUUCCAUCUGGAAAACAGACCAAUGUUGUUUUUUUUCUUAUCAUUUUAUAUGUCCGGUUAAAAAGAAAAAAAAAGUGGAACGAGUGAAGACAAAAGAACGAUGCAUUCAAAAACAAAGUGGUAUAUUUAUGUUAAAUUCCAAUGCAAUAUGGAGUGACAUCUUGCUCCAGACAUUGACAUGACUCAGCUUGCCUUGACAGGAACUUUGGAGAGCCCGAGCAGUAAGAUGUUACUGUAACAAACACCUGCAAGCAGAGAGGGGUGAACUGUCUGUAAAUAUACGUGUCUACAUGAUGUCUUCUUGUUUUACCCAUUGUGGUACCUCAAAAUUGUCUUCCUUGUUUUGUUUUGCAGAUUAUAAUUUUAUUAUGCCAGUAAAUAUAAUUAUUUUAUCAUUUCCAUCCAUGUUGUAAAUUGCUAUAUAAUUUAGCUGCCCAAUAAAGUGCCACUUUGGGUCUUUUUUUUUUUUUCUUUGUUUUUGUAAUGCACUGUUGUUAUGUUCUGUGUUGUCAUUGAUGUUUUUGUUUUACUUUGGUUUUAAAAGCACAAUCACUAAACUUUAUUUUAAACCAUUCUAUCUAUUAACCUUUUUGUCUUACUGGAGGAAAAAAGGUUUGGCAAAAGAGCCUAGUUAAUCCUGAUGAUGAUGUAGGGGAAGGUUGCUUCUUAACAAAAAGGCUGUGCUUGAAAGGAGACUCCUUACCUUGUGAUUGUCUCCCUCUCCAGUUCUGACGCGAGCUCAAGUGAUGACAAAGACAGUUAAUGUGAGUCAUAGCUGCAAUGUAAAUAUACUUUUCACAAUAACCACAAAAAUCAGCUAUUGCACAUUAAUCAAAAUAGUCGUGUUGCCUACGAAUGCACUUAAAUGAAUGUCAAAUACAGGAAAUACGUCACUUUGAGAAUCUGGAGAGGUUGUAACUGGACAAGAAGAGUCUCUUUUCUUGGGGAAAGGGCUGCUGGAGCCCCGUUUUAAGAAGAAAGGGUGCUGUUGUUUAAUAGGACAUCUGCAAACAUUUGUUUCGUAAAGCAAAAAAAGUAAAAAGAACUGAAAAAAAAGACAAAUAAAAAAGUUGAA